AUGCAACGAAGUCAACAAAAGAACGAUCCCCAUUUCGUCGACGAUGUAGACCACGACAUCCUAUCUCCUUCCGAUCCAUUGCCUGCCAAACGUGCCGGUCGAAAGAGAAUCAAGAUCGAGUACAUAGAGGAUAAGAACCGUCGACAUAUCACCUUCUCCAAGCGCAAAGCCGGUAUCAUGAAAAAGGCCUAUGAACUUUCUACUUUGACAGGCACUCAAGUGUUGCUGUUGAUUGUGUCAGAGACAGGUUUGGUGUAUACAUUCACAACUCCAAAGUUGCAGCCGAUGGUGACUAAACCCGAGGGGAAGACCUUGAUCCAAUCAUGUUUGAAUGCUCCAGAUCCUGAGCCACAAGGGGAUGAUGGUAGUAGAAUGAAUUCUCCAAGACCCACAAACACAAAGCAACCAACAAUGAAAAUGCAGCCACCGACACCAUCUUCUUCUACGUCGAGCUAUGAUGUUGUCAAAUCUGCUGCAAGUGACAUGGCCCCUUAUCUGGCAUCGCCAUCGGGUAUGAUGGAUAAUAGCCGUUACAACCUUUAUCUGCAACAACAACAACCUGCAAGCACUGUUUACAAUCAUCCAACUCCCUAUGGAAUCCAACAACAGCAAGCUCAAGCAUACCCACAGGUCCCUCCAGGCGUACUUGAUAGUACCCCCACACCACCAGAAGGAUAUUGGCCUCCAUCCACUUGA
Lichtheimia ornata is the source of this 696-nucleotide messenger RNA. RefSeq lists its product as uncharacterized. NCBI's taxonomy places the organism in Eukaryota, Fungi, Mucoromycota, Mucoromycetes, Mucorales, Lichtheimiaceae. The transcript is spliced from 5 exons. The record is from RefSeq and is a predicted model, not a curated record. Bases 1 to 696 code for a protein of 231 amino acids. Gene Ontology annotation, molecular function: DNA-binding transcription factor activity, RNA polymerase II-specific; RNA polymerase II cis-regulatory region sequence-specific DNA binding; protein dimerization activity. Gene Ontology annotation, biological process: positive regulation of transcription by RNA polymerase II.